GAACCACCAACCUCGGUGUCAAAUUGAAAGUUGAAAUAAAGUUGCAGCUCAGGAUUUUGAACUACAACUACACUGAAGCAUACGAGAACAAGUCGUCUCCAGAAUAUCAGAAAUUCGAGAAAAACUUCACAGGCGAGAUGGAUAAAGUGUUUUCAAGUAUUCCUGGUUACAUACGAACUGAAUUAUUGAACGUGACGUAUGGUAGUUUGAAAGUGAAGUUUAAAGUCAUCAUCAAGUACACAGUAAACACGAGUAAGGAAUCCGAGACAAACGCUAAAGUUUUGGUGGGAAAGCAGAUCAUCGUGAGAGCGAAGACGGGUUUCGUGGAGAGCCUCGAGGUGGACCGAUCACCAGAAGCGUUCCAGAUAGAAAGUGCCCCUCCAGCCCCCAGUAGAGUAAACUUGACGGAUCUCACUUAUAACGGAGCAGUCGUUGAGUGGCUUCCACCUCCGGAUUACGAAUAUUACGGCAUCACCGCCUACAGAGUUAUGUACUGGGCACACGGCGAGAAACAUAAUGCCGAGAAUAAAACAAGUAAAGGGACAAACUACAGAAUCACAGGACUAGAGUCAAAGAGAAGCUUCAAUGGCCACGUGUAUGCCACCAAUCUGUACGGCAAAGGGCUUGAAUCAGAAUUCAACUUCAUCACAAAGAAAGCGCCAAUGGCUGACUGGCUGAUCAUCGUGAUCGCCAUAUCUUCUGUCCUGGGUCUCGUCAUUCUCAUAGCAAUACUUUGUCUUUGCAUCCGGCGUUGCCGCCAUGAUGAGGGGCGAUUAGAGGCGAUUAAUAUGGACUGGAAAGAUGCCAGAGAACAAUACGUCAUGAAAAACUUACACGCUGACGAAGGGGUGAUCUCUUACCGUAACCCCGCCACACUACCCGUGCCGUGCCAGGUAAUACCCACUAGUAACAUCAUACUGCAUGAGUACCUUGGCUCUGGAGAGUUCGGUGUCGUCACGCGUGGGGUGAUGACCACAGAUGAUGGGCGUACUGUUGAUUGUGCGGUUAAAUCCAUCAAAGGUUUCGCAAGCGAGGAGGCUCUCCGUGAUCUGGUGCAGGAGCUGGAGCUUAUGCACAGUGUCGGUCACCACCGCAACCUGCUCAACCUGAUAGGAGCCUGCACUGAUUCAGAGAAACUGAUGAUCAUCGUGGAGUUUGCGAAUGACGGGUGUCUGCUAGACCUGCUGCACCAGGCUCGCGGUGAUCUCCAGUCUCCACGCAUCUAUCAAAACAUUGAGCCACGACACAGUGAGGUCGUGCUCGGUCAGACCAGACGGUUGGAGAUAGCGCUGGAUGUCGCACAGGGGAUGGACUACUUAGCAAGCAAACGGUGUGUCCAUCGGGACUUGGCGGCAAGGAACGUGUUAAUUGCCGAUGGUGUUGCCAAGGUAGCGGAUUUUGGGCUCUCGCGGAACAUCUACGAGACAGGAGAAUACGAGAAGACCACUAGGGGCAAACUACCGACAAGAUGGAUGUCUUUGGAAUCUCUUGAAACCAGAAAGUUCACCCUGGAAAGUGAUGUCUGGUCUUACGGAGUCCUGUUGUGGGAGAUCGAGACGCGUGGGCUCACGCCUAACGCUGGGCUGAAUUACCGAGAGAUGAUCGCUAGAUAUAGGAAGGGAUACAGACUGGAGCGCCCACCAGAUUGCGACCAAGGCCUGUAA
Molecule: messenger RNA, 1664 nt
Organism: Nematostella vectensis (starlet sea anemone)
Lineage: Eukaryota; Metazoa; Cnidaria; Anthozoa; Actiniaria; Edwardsiidae
Product: angiopoietin-1 receptor
Exons: 13
Coding region: 138-1664 (508 amino acids)
Biological process (GO): positive regulation of kinase activity; cell surface receptor protein tyrosine kinase signaling pathway; multicellular organism development
Cellular component (GO): signaling receptor complex
Molecular function (GO): transmembrane receptor protein tyrosine kinase activity; protein binding; ATP binding
Source: RefSeq, a predicted model, not a curated record